UACCAAACUUUAAAAUCAUCCAAAGGCGGUGUGUGUUGAAGUACAACAUCAUCAUCAUGUGGAACCGGAAAGAUGACGUGGAAGCCGGAAGUGUUCCGUUAUAUCCGAUGAUGUUGGAAAGUCCAGAACUACGAUGGUCAUUUAUUAGAAAAGUGUACUCCAUUAUUUGUAUACAGUUGCUUUUGACUAUUGCUGUUGCCUCCGUUGUUGUUACUGUUCAUCCCAUUUCACUCUUCUUUACAACUACAAAUGCUGGAUUGGGACUUUAUAUUGUUCUCAUCAUCACUCCCUUUAUUACGUUAUGCCCAUUGUCUUACUAUCACCAGAAACAUCCGGUUAAUUACUUGCUUCUUGGGGUGUUUACGGUUUCUCUUGCCUUUACUAUUGGAUUGACUUGCGCAUUCACCAGCGGCAAAGUAAUUCUGGAGGCAGUCAUACUGACGACAGCGGUGGUGAUUAGUCUGACAUUAUACACCUUCUGGGCGGCUAAAAGAGGCCAAGAUUUCAAUUUCCUGGGGCCUUUCUUGUUCGGUGCUCUAAUUGUCCUUAUUUUGUUUUCCUUCAUCCAGAUUUUCUUCCCUUUGGGUAAGAUCUCAGUGAUGAUUUAUGGUGGUCUGGCGUCGAUCAUAUUCUGUGGAUACAUUGUCUACGAUACGGACAAUUUAAUCAAGCGCUACACUUACGAUGAGUACAUCUGGGCUGCUAUAUCCUUGUAUCUCGAUGUCAUCAACUUGUUCCUUUCUCUAUUGACCAUCUUCAGGGCUGCUGACAGUUAGAGAGAGGAAGAUCUAUACUAAAUUUGUAUCUGGUCUUGUGAAUGCUUAUCAUUUCUUUUCUUUUCCUAGUUUCCUUUUUCUCUUUUUUUAUGGAUAGUUUGCUUAUUAAUCGUUGUAUAGAAUGUUUUCUUAGUUAGAACUCGAAUUCUUGAAUUGUAUCUAUUUUGGCUAGGAUGACAUCCAUUGAUUGUGUUUUUCCUCU
This is a messenger RNA of Lycium ferocissimum, 978 nucleotides long. Its product is annotated as protein LIFEGUARD 2-like. The record is from RefSeq and is a predicted model, not a curated record. The coding region runs from base 57 to 776 and encodes 239 amino acids. Gene Ontology annotation, cellular component: membrane. NCBI's taxonomy places the organism in Eukaryota, Viridiplantae, Streptophyta, Magnoliopsida, Solanales, Solanaceae. The transcript is spliced from 4 exons.